Molecule: messenger RNA, 816 nt
Organism: Mercenaria mercenaria
Lineage: Eukaryota; Metazoa; Mollusca; Bivalvia; Venerida; Veneridae
Exons: 4
Coding region: 181-801 (206 amino acids)
Source: RefSeq, a predicted model, not a curated record
UGUUGAUAAAAUUUACUACUUCAAUAAGUCAAGUAUUGUUUGUAAUUAAAGUACAAUAACUAGACACAUAGGCAAUAACAGUGCAUGUCCUUAUUCAUUUUGAUUGCUGUUUUAUGCCUGCAGUCAUGUUCUAGUUUUGUGGAAUAAAUUUGCAAUAUUUUUUAUUGUUUAUUUUCAGCUAUGAUUGACAGUUUGGGCGGCCCAGUCCGUGUCAACAAUUUAUUAUCCACUCUAAAUGUCAAGCCUAUAUGUAACAGGAAUCUGAAGAAAAUGGAGGAACGUGCAGGCGAGGCCAUAGAGGCACAUUCUGUGCAUUCUACAAACCAAGCUGCUCUCCAAGCAUUUGAGAAAGAAAUUGAAGACAUUGCACAUCAAGAAUCAUAUGAGGCCCGGAAAUCAAUGGAAGGGAUGUUAUUGGAUGAUCUUGGGGUUUGUCCACUACCAGAUGAAUCACCAAACCUUCGUCGACUGUUACAAGAUACAUCAGUUGUUGAGGGGGAUUCAGAUUGGACUGAUGUUGAGUCUGAUACUGAAGAAGGAAAUGAUGGUCCAGCUGACAACAUUCAGAGCUAUAGACCUGUUACAGACGAUCCCUUCAGAACUCCAGAAACAAAUGGCAUACCACAGUCUGUCAGAAAAAAGACAAAGAAACACCAUAUCCAAGAUACAGGCUCUUCAAGCAGAAGAUGUUUGGUUAAGAAAUUCCCUUGUAAGACCAGAAAGGGGAUGACUUGUGCUGUCGAUACUGCUUGGCAAAAAAAAGGCUUUGAUAGUUUAACCUUAAGUAUUGCAACAUUGUAAUAUUAAGAAAUUGUU